CGAGAUUGGAAGCCGGGCGGGCGGCGGGAAGGAAAGAGCGUUCGCAUCUGCUGAAAUGGGUGGGCUGGCCAGGCUGACCCCCCUGCUGGCCGCAGAGGAGGACCCGCAGCCGGGUGCGGUGGCUUCGAUGUCCCCUCCGGGCCCGGCCCCAGCCUUGGCUACCUUGUCUCCAUCCCUAGUGGAUUCGCCACCGCCACCCGCUAGCUAUUUGGACCCGUGGAGAAAAAAGAAUGACCAACUCGUUCGACAGAUGAAGGUGACUCAAGACUCAGGGCUGUUCCUAAGGCAACAGCUCUCGGCUCAGGAUGCGCUGCGACGGUUCAGGGAGCUCCUUCACAUUCUGCAGGCCCUCCCUGCAGCUGUUUCUGCUCUCCCCCUGGAGCUGACGGUCACGUGCAACUUUAUUACCCUGAAAGCAAACCAAACUCAGGGCUUCACAGAGGAUCAGGCCCAGGAUAUCCAACAGGGUCUCGAGAGAGUGCUAGAGGCCCAGGAACAGCAAGGACCCAGGCUGAACUGUGGGAUCAGGGAGCUGUGGAACACUGUCCUUCAGGCCGCCUCCCUCUUACCUGAGCUACUUCCAGCCCUGCACCACCUGGCUGGCCUCCAGGCUGCUCUCUGGCUGAGCACUGGCCGUCUUGAGGAUCUGAGCUUGCUGUUGCAGAUGCUGAAUGGCAGCCAGAAUGUGGCCUCCGAGGACCUGUUGCUGCUUCUGAAGUCUUGGAGCCCCCCAUCUAAGGAGUUAGAUGCCCCACUGACCCUGCAGGAUGCCUGUGGCUUAAGAGAUGUUCUUCUGACAGCAUCUGCCCUCCGUCAAGGCCUCCAGGAGCUGAUCACAGAAAACUUUCCCAGGGCACUGAUCAGCCUGCAGGCGGCAGCCUCGGGUCUCUGUUCAAGGCCUGUGCUGGCCCAGGUGUACACGGCACUGGGGAGCUGUCUCCGUAAGAUGGGCAACCCACAGAGAGCACUGUUGUACCUGGUUGCAGCCCUGCAAGUGGCAUCUGUGUGGGGUCCCCCACUUCUGGAGGCCUCCAGACUAUAUCGGGAACUGGGGGACACAGCAGCAGAGCUGGAGAGUCUGGAGCUGCUGGCGAAGGGUUUGAGUGUUGCGCAGAGCUCUAAAGCCCCCCAGGUUCUCAUUGAGGUAGAAUUGCUACUCCCACAACCUGACCCAGCCUCGCCCCUUUACUGUGGCACGCAGAGCCAUGCCAAGCACCUGCUAGCAAGUCGAUGCCUGCAGACAGGCAGGGCCGAGGAUGCUGCAGAGCAUUACCUGGACAUGCUGGCCCUGUUGCAGGAUGGCCCGGAGCCAAGGUUCUCCCCACCCGCUGGCCCCCCAGGGUCCUGCGUGACUGAGCUCUUCUUGGAGACAGCAGCUGCUCUAAUCCAGGCGAACCGAGCCCAGGAUGCUUUGACUGUGUGUGAGGAGCUACUCCGCCGAACUUCAUUCCUACUUCCCAAGAUGCCCUGGAUGUGGGAGGAUACCAGGAAUGGAGCCAAGGAGCUUAUGAACUGCCCGCUCUGGGUCUCUGCUGUUUACUUCCUUCAGGGCCAGGCCUGGGUGAAGCUGGGGGCCUCAAAAGAGGCAGUUAGUGAAUUUAGCCGGUGUCUUGAGCUGCUUUUUCGAGCCCCACCUGAGAACAAAGACGAAGGGAUUGCUUCCAACUGUGAGCCGAGGUGCAGACCAGAUGUGGCCUUGCAACAUCUUCGGUUAGCUGCCCUGGUUAGUCGUGGACUGGAGUGGGUGACCAGUGGCCAGCAUACCAAAGCCCUACAGGACUUCCUCCUCAGUGUUCAGAUGUGCCCAGGACAUCAAGAUGCUUCCAUUCACCUGCUUCAGACUUUGAGGAGGCUGGGUCGGAAGAAUGAGGCCACUGCUCUCUGGUGGAGGCUGGAGGCCCAAAUGAAGCUGCCACCGGAGGCUGCCACAGGGUCUCUCCCUCUAUACCUAGAAACCUGUUUGAGUUGGAUCCGACCCGCGGACCAGGAGUCUCUCCUAGAAGAGAUUCGGACAUCUCUGCAGGAGCCUUCUGAUCUGGAGCUGCCAGGCUUCCUUUGACCAGCUUGACCUCGGACCCCAGGGGCCGUCUCCAUGUGGGAGGAUGUUUUGCUUUACUAUCUUUGGGAAGUGUGGCAAGAGUUUAGCAUUCCUAGAUAAUUCCAGUGUUGGAGAGGUUGGGGUAGUCCUGCCAAAUUCAGACUAGGAACUGCGAUCGUGUUUGCAGAGGAAGCACCUCCACUCCCCCCAAACAAGGCACCUGGCAUUGCUUAUGACAUCUUUUUGUUCUUGUUUUUUUCCGCUGUUUGAGUAAAAUAUUUAUCUCUUG
This is a messenger RNA of Echinops telfairi (small Madagascar hedgehog), 2327 nucleotides long. RefSeq names its product FA complementation group G (gene FANCG). The record is from RefSeq and is a predicted model, not a curated record. Gene Ontology annotation, biological process: interstrand cross-link repair. The transcript is spliced from 14 exons. Gene Ontology annotation, cellular component: Fanconi anaemia nuclear complex. Gene Ontology annotation, molecular function: protein binding. Bases 56 to 2059 code for a protein of 667 amino acids. NCBI's taxonomy places the organism in Eukaryota, Metazoa, Chordata, Mammalia, Afrosoricida, Tenrecidae.